Molecule: messenger RNA, 440 nt
Organism: Xenopus laevis (African clawed frog)
Lineage: Eukaryota; Metazoa; Chordata; Amphibia; Anura; Pipidae
Product: histone H2B 1.1
Exons: 1
Coding region: 3-383 (126 amino acids)
Source: RefSeq, a predicted model, not a curated record
GCAUGCCUGAACCCGCCAAAUCCGCUCCAGCCCCAAAGAAGGGCUCCAAGAAAGCCGUCACUAAAACCCAGAAGAAGGAUGGCAAGAAGCGUAGGAAGAGCAGGAAGGAGAGCUACGCCAUCUACGUGUACAAAGUGCUGAAGCAGGUGCACCCCGAUACCGGCAUCUCUUCCAAGGCCAUGAGCAUCAUGAACUCCUUUGUUAACGAUGUCUUCGAGCGCAUCGCAGGGGAAGCCUCCCGCCUGGCUCACUACAACAAGCGCUCCACCAUCACCUCCCGGGAGAUCCAGACCGCCGUCCGCCUGCUCUUGCCUGGGGAGCUGGCCAAGCACGCCGUCUCCGAGGGCACCAAGGCCGUCACCAAGUACACCAGCGCCAAGUAAUCUCUCUCUCUCUCCAUUCCCUGCCCCACAAACCCAAAGGCUCUUUUCAGAGCCACC